Molecule: messenger RNA, 1224 nt
Organism: Rhizophagus irregularis DAOM 181602=DAOM 197198
Lineage: Eukaryota; Fungi; Glomeromycota; Glomeromycetes; Glomerales; Glomeraceae
Source: RefSeq, a predicted model, not a curated record
AUGUCUCGAAAUCAAUCCGUCAAAACAGAAUUUAUUUAAUUGUUUAGUAUCUUGGGUUUUUGAUCAUAAGGAUGAACCUUCGAGAAAUGAUUCACCUAAAUUUAAAUCAUUUGAGAUGUACAGGCUUAUUAUUAAAAAGGACGAAAAGUGCGAAGAUUCACAACCUAAUGUUGAAGAAGAAGUGAACAAACGGUUUUUAACAGGCGUACAGUUGUUACAACAGUAUGAAUGCAAUGUUUUUGAUUCGAUCGUACCCAAACUUUUACAAAAUUGGCCAGAUAUUUUUGUUGGAAAAUUUGAAUUUAUAACUUCAAUUAUUCAUGGAAUAAAUCCGAUGCUUAUCUAUAAAUUUGAGACGGAUUUACGGCUGGGUCAUUAUAAAGUGUUUGGAAAUAUAGAUUUGGAUUAUGUUUUAGAACAUUCACUGAAUUGUUGGGGUUCAUUUGAACAAUUUUAUCUUUUUCAAUUGAUAAAAGCCGAAAUUGGCAAUAACAUUGAAAAGAUUGAAGAAUUUAUAAGUUCAAGUUUACAAUUGAAAGUUUUAGAACCGAUAGAACAUCCUGAAGCUUUAUGUGGACUUUUAUCUCUCCUUGAACUUAUUCCUCCAACGGAGAAUAAUAUUUCGUUAUUAACAAAACUAAUUACUAAUGCAAAAUCACAAGAGAGCAAGUUUGAAAAUAUAAAAUUCGUCAUAUCAAUAUUUACUCGAUGGAAUGAUGUCUUUCCAGAUAGAUUAAUUAAAGUUAUGACAAGUGAAGUUGAUAAUAAAAUACGUAAAUUGAAUGAAACCGAACCUGAAACUGAAGAUGAUGAAAAUGAAGCAAGUGCUUUUUUUGAUGUAAUAGUAGAAUUAUGGAAAAAUGAAAAGCUUAAACAAGCUUUUAUGUCAUUACGACCUAACUUUAUGCUUUUGGGCGAGUCUGUUGAAAAAGAAACUACAUUUUUACAACGUCCACCUGAAGCAGCUGAUGAUGAUGGAGAACAAAUGGAAGCUGAAGAUGGUGAUGGUAUUUUUUUUAGUAAUUUAAAAAUAUAUUUUUUUACAGAAAAUUUAAGUUCAUCUAAUUUAAUUUCUUUUAUAAAUUUAUUUUAAGAUACGCCACAUGAUCAACCGACCACCACAAUUUCUACUCGAUCCAGAGGUAAAGCAAAACAAAUUGAGAUAGAGGAUCGAUCAAAACGUUCUACAGGUUCACAAAAUAACCGUAACGCACAAAAUCGACA